CCCACCUCCUGCCGAAGCAUAUGAUCGCCCGUUCCCAGCCAGAUCCUUUUAGUAUUAGAAAGCAGUUAAUUUUCCGUUAUAUUUGAAAAAAAAAAAUCCUCUACCGUGGCGACGUCGGGGCCGCAAGACAUCCGUCGCAGAAAACUGUAUCCGUCCUCAUCGUCAAGUUCAGGUCCUAGCAGCGUAGAGAAGAGGGAACGUUUUGGAAAGAUUCCAAAGGUUGAUUAUCCAUUUUGGCAACAGAAUUGGUUCAUUGGAUUGCUGUUCCUGAUGGCGGUGGGGUUCUUUGGUCUUGCUCUCUUCCUCACUUUCAGUUUCGAUCAUGGUUCUUCUUCCUCCGCCGCUUCCUCUUCCCCCUCCUCAUCUCAGAACGUCGAGGUAACUUACGGGACGGUUUUAAAGCUGAUGCACGAGAAAACGAAAUUUAGGCUUCAUUCGCACGAUGUCCCGUACGGUUCUGGGAGUGGACAGCAAUCCGUCACCGGUUUUCCCAAUGUAGACGACUCUAACAGCUACUGGAUUGUUCGGCCUACACCCGAUACAUCUGCUAAACAAGGAGACACCAUCUCCAACGGGGCAAUUAUUAGAUUGCAACAUAUGAGGACUAGGAAAUGGCUGCAUAGCCACUUGCACGCAUCCCCAAUAUCAGGAAAUCUCGAGGUCAGCUGCUUUGGAGGAGAAACAGAAUCGGACACUGGUGAUUACUGGAGGCUCAUAAUUGAGGGAAGUGGAAAAACUUGGAAGCAAGACCAAAGGAUUCGGCUUCAACAUGUCGACACUAGUGGGUACCUGCAUAGCCAUGACAAGAAAUACUCCAGAAUAGCUGGUGGACAGCAAGAGGUUUGUGGUGUUAGAGAAAAGCGUGCAGAUAAUGUCUGGUUGGCUGCAGAGGGUGUGUACCUCCCCAUUACUGAAGGCAAGUAGUAUAUGCAUGUCUAAGAGAUCACUACACUGUAAAAGCAGGUGCAUUGAUUUUGGAUUUGUUGUUGCCUGUUUUCCGAUCCUUUAGUAGCUAAUAGCCAUUUAUGAAAUCAGUAGUAUAAAUUUUGCAGAACAACUUUCUCUGGUGAAUAUUAUGUAUGUUUAUGUACCUUGAGACGAUACUAAAAAUUUAAUUACUAUCAUUAUUAUAGCAAAUCUAUGACUUCAUUUAUGAAAUCA
This is a messenger RNA of Hibiscus syriacus, 1161 nucleotides long. Its product is annotated as stromal cell-derived factor 2-like protein. Bases 271 to 924 code for a protein of 217 amino acids. Lineage: Eukaryota; Viridiplantae; Streptophyta; Magnoliopsida; Malvales; Malvaceae. The transcript has 6 exons. The record is from RefSeq and is a predicted model, not a curated record.